CAGCGUUUCCCCACCUUCUUCCGCACCCACCCCUCGGCCACUCUGCACAACCCCACCCGUGUCCAGCUCUUCAAGAAGUGGGGCUGGACCAAGAUCGCCACCAUCCAGCAGACCACGGAGGUCUUCACCUCGACCCUCGAUGACCUGGACCAACGGGUGAAGGAAGCUGGUCUGGAGAUCACCUUCCGUCAAAGCUUCUUCUCCGACCCCGCCGCGCCCGUGCGCAACCUCAAGCGUCAGGAUGCCCGGAUCAUUGUGGGGCUCUUCUACGAGACGGAGGCGCGUAAGGUCUUCUGUGAGGUCUACAAGGAGAAGCUCUAUGGCAAGAAGUACGUCUGGUUCCUCAUUGGCUGGUACGCCGACAACUGGUUCCGCAUCAAGGAUCCGGCCAUCAACUGCACCGAGGCCGAGAUGGCCGAGGCGGUGGAAGGACAUGUCACCACCGAGAUCGUCAUGCUCAACCCUGAGAACACCCGCAGCAUCUCCAAUAUGACGUCCCAGGAGUUCAUCGAGAAGCUGCAGAAGAGGUUGGGCAAGAACCCUGAGGAGACAGGUGGCUUCCAGGAGGCUCCGCUGGCCUAUGAUGCCAUCUGGGCGUUGGCCUUGGCCCUCAACAAGACCUCAGCAGAGCUGGUCAAGAAGGGGUUGCGCCUGGAGGACUUCAACUACAACAACAAGAACAUCACCGAUGAGAUCUACCGGGCCCUCAACUCCUCCGCCUUUGAGGGUGUCUCGGGACACGUUGUCUUUGAUGCCAGUGGUUCCCGCAUGGCCUGGACCCUCAUUGAGCAGCUUCAAGGUGGUGUCUACAAGAAGAUCGGUUACUAUGACAGCACCAAGGACAACCUCUCCUGGUACAACAACGACAAGUGGAUUGGUGGUGCCCCUCCAGCUGACUACACCAAGGUCAUCACCACCUUCCGAUUCCUGUCCCAGAAGCUCUUCAUCUCUGUCUCGGUGCUGGCUUCAUUGGGCAUCCUCCUGGCCAUCAUCUGCCUGGCCUUCAACAUCUACAACGGGCACGUCCGGUACAUCCAGAACUCCCAGCCCUACCUGAACAACAUGACGGCCGUGGGCUGCACCCUGGCGCUCGCCGCUGUCUUCCCCCUGGGACUCGACGGGUACCACAUCGGACCCGGGCUGUUCCCCUUCGUCUGUCAGGCUCGGCUGUGGCUCCUGGGGCUGGGGUUCAGCUUGGCCUACGGCAGCAUGUUCACCAAGAUCUGGUGGGUCCACACCGUCUUCACCAAAAAGGAGGAGAAGAAGGAGAAGAGGAAGACCUUGGAGCCCUGGAAGCUCUAUGCCACCGUGGGGCUUCUUGUGGGGCUGGACGUGGUCACGCUGAUCAUCUGGCAAAUUGUGGACCCUCUGCACCGCACCAUCGAGGAGUUCACCAAGGAGGAGCCCAAGACGGACACGGACGUCUCCAUCCUGCCCCAGCUGGAGCACUGCAGCUCCACCAAGAUGAACACGUGGCUUGGAAUAUUUUAUGGCUUCAAGGGGUUGCUGCUGCUGUUGGGCAUCUUCCUGGCGUACGAGACCAAGAGCGUGUCCACGGAGAAGAUCAAUGACCACCGAGCAGUGGGCAUGGCCAUCUACAACGUGGCGGUCCUCUGCCUCAUCACGGCGCCCGUCACCAUGAUC
Antrostomus carolinensis (chuck-will's-widow) is the source of this 1644-nucleotide messenger RNA. RefSeq names its product gamma-aminobutyric acid type B receptor subunit 1 (gene GABBR1). Gene Ontology annotation, cellular component: membrane; G protein-coupled receptor heterodimeric complex. Gene Ontology annotation, biological process: gamma-aminobutyric acid signaling pathway; G protein-coupled receptor signaling pathway. The transcript is spliced from 14 exons. Gene Ontology annotation, molecular function: G protein-coupled GABA receptor activity. NCBI's taxonomy places the organism in Eukaryota, Metazoa, Chordata, Aves, Caprimulgiformes, Caprimulgidae. The annotation marks the transcript as partial. The record is from RefSeq and is a predicted model, not a curated record.